Molecule: messenger RNA, 2525 nt
Organism: Trichomycterus rosablanca
Lineage: Eukaryota; Metazoa; Chordata; Actinopteri; Siluriformes; Trichomycteridae
Product: meiotic recombination protein REC8 homolog
Exons: 20
Coding region: 165-1928 (587 amino acids)
Biological process (GO): sister chromatid cohesion; replication-born double-strand break repair via sister chromatid exchange
Cellular component (GO): meiotic cohesin complex
Molecular function (GO): protein binding; chromatin binding
Source: RefSeq, a predicted model, not a curated record
AGCAGCGUCUUACUGGAGCGGAGUCUGUACAGACAUGGUUUCUGGUAAACACUGUGGAAAACGGUUGUCUUGGGUUGCUAUGGUAACUCAGGACAGCCAAUCAAAGUCCUGCUGAGCGCAAAUCGUGUUGCUACUGGCUGCCUACCAGCCUAACAGAUUGGAGCAUGAGGAUUAACAUAACGGGAUGCUUCGCCACGGUAUGGUUGGCAGCCACCAAAGGCAGAAAGAUGAGCAGGAGGGAUCUGCUCAAUGUGAAUGUGCAACGCACCUGCAGUGAUAUUAUGGACUACGUUUUGGUGCAAGUGCCACCUCCGGCUCCAGGUCUGCCUCGUCCUCGCUUCUCCCUCUACCUUUCCUCUCAGCUGCAGUAUGGUGUCAUCCUCGUCUACCAUCGCCAGUGCCAGCUGCUGUUAGAGGAGAUCCAGGUGGCCAUUGACAAACUGCACCGUUUCCAUGUCCAGGUGCAAAUUGACAUGCUGCCUCAGGACAUCAGACUAGCUCACACAAUUCCUGAUGAUCUGACUCUUCUGACGGAGACAGAGGGGGCAAGAGAUCCAUUCUUUGGAUUAAUGGAGUUUGAUCUGUCCAGCCCAAGCAGAAUCAUUCAGCUGGCUCAGCAAAUGCCAGAGUUUUCACCAGAGCAUCCUGCACAUCCUCCUAUAGAUGCAGGGAUCACAGCUAGUCAGGAGUCGAUCACGAUGGCCGAGCAGGAACCCAUCGCCAUGCCUGAGCCUGAGUUUGAAGGGGUGGAGUUGCAGGACUUUGACAUGGUCGGCAUGCUGCUAGAGCAGCCCGAUCACUUUGUCGAGGGUGAGGAUCAGAGAGAACCUGAGGCAGUACAGGUGAGAGAGACAGAAAGAGGGAGAGAAGGAGAAGACACGUUAGAGAGAGAACUAGAGCGAGCAGUGGCAGAAAUAGAGAGGACCAGGGAGCUUACAGGAUCGCUCAUCUCAUUAGAUCUGGCUCAGACCACUGAUAUAUUAAGCAGAGAGCUCGAGUCAGUGGCUGAAGAGGACUUGAUGCUGCCCCCCAAAAUACCUGAGCCGGCAGAGAGAGAAAGAACCCCAGAGCCCAUACCCAUUCCACCAGCGCCACCUAGUCCAGAGAGGAGGGAGCAAGUGAGAGAAAGUCCCAGACUGGCAGAGCUUGUCCCAAGCAGCCCAGAGGUUCCUGCUCCUGUGCAAAUUAGGAGAAGAAGAAGGCAGCUGGCCUUCUUUGAUGCAGAAACACAAAUAUCCCAGGAUGCACUGCAGGCUCAGAUCAACGAUCCACAAAUUGGAAUCAAGUCUUUGGAUGAUCUUAUCAGAGCACCAUCCCGAGUGAUCGCGCCCCAAGUACUUCUUAAUAACCCGUGCAUGAGUCUUCCUCCUGAUAUCCUGGAGCUGUGGAAGCAGGGUGCAGUCCUCCAUCACAUCCUUCCACCCGAACGGCGUGAGGAGGAUCGAGAGUCCGCACGCGAGAGGGAGAGAGGACGAGAGGAGUCAGAAAUUGGGGUGCUCAGAGAGAUGCCCACUGAGUCAGAGUCAGGAAUCUUACGGCAUGAUACUCCAGUGUCGUCUUUGGUGAUGGAGAUCACAGACAGAGAUUUUUCACCCCUGGAGACUCCUGAGUUUCGACGAUCCCCUGUUCGUGUGUCUGUGUCCGGUUUGGAGGACAUUCCUGAGGAGAGGGUGCCUGAAAUGGAGGAGGUAUCGAUGGCGGCUGUGGAUUCUUUGAGGAGAGAAGCUCCCGCAGACGAGCGUGUACUGACAUUUCACUCCUUACUGCCCCCUGCGGUCGACCGUCGAACCGUCAGUCAGGCUUUCUGGAGGCUUCUGGAGCGUGUUGACAGGAAAGAAGUCGCGGUAAGACAGGACGAGCCGUACGGUGACAUCAUCAUCUCACCGAUACACCGGCAGCCACAGCAGAUGGAGACACCGGUGUUUUGAUUUCUUCACGUAUUUGCAUUGUUCAAGUGAUCUUUAGCUUAUGUCGAGUUAUUGACUAAAUCCGAAUACAUUCACUGGCCGCUUUAUUAGGAACACCUGGACACCUGCUCGUUCAUGUCAAUAUCCAACCAAUCCAGUGGUUUUAGCAUGUGAGAAAUUGCUGAUUUCCAGGGAUUCCCACCACAAGCUGUUUAGACAAAAUUAAGUAAAACAAACCCAAAAAACAUCCAGUAAGUGGCAGUUCUGUGUUUCUAACAAAGCGGCCAGUUAGUGUGUUGAGAGUUCUAACGUUCAAAUAGAUGAAAUUGAGACAUUUUAUAUAAAAUGAAUUAUUGUUCCUCUUGAAUUAAUAUGUAUUUUAUAUUACUUUACAUUUUGCUCAUGUUCGACUUACCCAAAUGUUUUAUACUGAAAGUUUUUUACGAUUUUAUCUUUGUAUGAAUUGUUGAACGCACAACGUAUUACGACUUUUCUUAAUAUUUAUUAUUAUUGUUCAUUUGUCUUUUUGGUCUUCUGUGCUAUUAUGGUGUUUUACUGGAUAUUUUACUGUAUUGUUUUGAGACAGUGAGAAAAAUACAAUUAAAUACCUUUUUGGUA